AUGGGAGAUUUCUUGCCGAUUAUCAAGUGGGUUGGAUUGAGUGGACUUGAGAAAAGGUUGGUGAUAUUGCAAGGGAAGAGGGAUAAAUUCAUGCAGGAUCUAAUUGAAGAACUUAGAAGAACUAGGGAUAGCUCUGAUUUUGAAGGCAAGACAAAGACCAUGACUGACGUCCUUUUGUCGUUGCAAGAAGCUGAACCAGAAUAUUAUACGGAUGAAAUCAUCAGAGGCAUGAUGCUGGUCAUGUUGUCAGCAGGGACUGACACUUCAUCUGGAACCAUAGAGUGGGCAAUGUCACUGUUGCUAAACAAUCCAGAGGCCAUUGCGAAAGCACAGGCAAAAAUUGACAAACACAUUGGACAAAGCAAGCUAAUUGAAGAAUCAGAUCUUGCAGACCUUCCUUAUCUCUGUGGCAUUAUAAUGAGACACUUCGGAUGUACCCAGCUGGCCCACUAUUACCAGCCCACGAGUCCUCAGAGGAUUGCACUGUGGGAGGCUUCUGUGUCCCACGUGGCACGAUGCUAUUGGUGA
Messenger RNA from Quercus robur (English oak), 528 nucleotides. Its product is annotated as cytochrome P450 81E8-like. Bases 1 to 528 code for a protein of 175 amino acids. NCBI's taxonomy places the organism in Eukaryota, Viridiplantae, Streptophyta, Magnoliopsida, Fagales, Fagaceae. Gene Ontology annotation, molecular function: heme binding; oxidoreductase activity, acting on paired donors, with incorporation or reduction of molecular oxygen; iron ion binding. The transcript has 2 exons. The record is from RefSeq and is a predicted model, not a curated record.